This is a messenger RNA of Apis florea (little honeybee), 2726 nucleotides long. RefSeq lists its product as uncharacterized. Gene Ontology annotation, cellular component: transcription elongation factor complex. Lineage: Eukaryota; Metazoa; Arthropoda; Insecta; Hymenoptera; Apidae. The record is from RefSeq and is a predicted model, not a curated record. Gene Ontology annotation, biological process: positive regulation of transcription by RNA polymerase III; snRNA transcription by RNA polymerase II; snRNA transcription by RNA polymerase III.
GUUUCAUUUGCAAUGUCUCUGGAGAUGUCGCUGAUUUCUAUAUUUUUAUUCUAUCUAUGUUCUUCUCCCGUUAUUUGCUCUCCUUGUCUAUACUUGUUCUUGGCGCGUGACUGUAACCACAGAUAAAGUGAAAAAUAUCAAUUGCUUGUGUCAAGAAUUUCCAAAAUCUUAUAACGAUAAAUUUGGGAAACAAAAUAAAUACAGCUGUCAUUGUUUGAUUAUAAAUUCUUGAAAAAAAAACAAGUGACUUCUUUAAUAGAAUUUUUAAAUCCAAUUAUGUAGUCAAUUUUAUUUUGACAUUCAUUUGAAAAAUAAACACUAGUAUCAUAUUAAUGAUUAUAAUAAUUCAAUGAAACUUCACAUAAUAUCAAAUAAGAUAUGUAAUAAAAUCUAUAAUAAUAAUAUGAUUUAAAAACAUAUUUAAAACGCAGUUUUAAUUUAAUUUCUUAGUUAUGGAUAGAUUUUUACAUAUCGAUUGGAAUUGUCCAUUAGAAGACAUAAUAGAUAAUACUUUUAUUAAUGAAGAAAGAUUAGAAAAAGAAAGUGUGAUGCAUAGGAUUAUGACUGGAAAUUUUACAGAUCCAUUUAAAAAUAUUGAAGAAGAUUAUCAAAAUGUUAAAAUCAAUUUGAUCAAAGAUGUUGAUCCUGAUUUAAAUGAAGAAGGUAAUAAUGACAUUGAGAUAAAUGAAGGAGAAAAAGAAUGUGAAUCUAAACAAAUAAAUAAAGUGAAAUGUUAUGUACCUGGUAUUGUUAAAUCAAUAUUUAAGUUUCCUAAGAAAUCUCAAUUAAACAAAGAACAACAAGCAAUGUGUUUAAGAGUCUUAUUAAGAUUUUCAAAAUCUGGUAAACCAAAAUUAACACGAAGAGAAAGAGAAGAAUUACAAAAAUAUAUGGAUUUGAAACAAAUAAUAUCUCAAGAACAAGAUGAAUUUUUAGAGUUUGCAAAAAGCAAAUGGCAUGAAAGAUCAUUCAAAAUUACAUGUGAAGAUUAUAUAAAUUUACAUUGGAAAUCAAAAUUACAAUAUAUUUAUGAAUUACCUAGAUAUUAUACCGAAGUAACAAGUAUUCCAUUUGUAGCAGACAAAAAUAUUGAUAUAACAUUUAUUUCUAACUGUUUACAACUAGGUACAUUACAAAAGAUAGAGUUACCAACUUUCACUAAACCAUGUAUGCUGAGAAUAAAUUCAGAACAAUUACAAAAAAGAUUUUCUUCUAAUCAAACUAAUUCCAAUAAGUCUUUAUUUUCUUAUAAAUUACCUGUAAGCGAAGAUGUAAAUUGUCAAAAAUUGGCUGAAAGUAAUAAUGUGGAUUUAGUAAUUUCAUCAAGUGGCCUUAAGUGUUUGGUAAAUAAUAUUGGACCAACAAAUUCAAACUCAUGGAUUUUACCUUUUAUAAUAAAAAAACAUAAUGAUAAAAAUAUUAUCUAUAUAGAUAAACCAGCACCACCAGUUGCUAGUACUAUACCAGAAAAAAAUACUUGGGUAUAUAAAUACAUUCUUAAAUAUUUCUUUUUCCAUACAAAACGUUUACCUUCAAACAAUAAUAGUAAUGAAGAACAUGAUGAUAAUAUAUUUGGAGAUAUUAAUUCUGAGGAAUUAUUAAAAUUAGAAGAAAAAUAUGAAAGUAUUUCAACAAAAAUUAACAAUGAAUCACUUUCAAAUAUGUCAGAAAAGAAUAAAAACUUUGAAGAAAUUUUAAUAGAAGAAGAUAUUAAAAAUAAUGUAAAUUCUGACAUAAUAAAUAAUAAAGAAUAUUUAUAUAACACAUCUAAUUUCUAUAAUGCUUCUAUGAAUAAUGAAGGUACAGAAAAUAAAUGCUCUGAAAUGAUAGAAGAUAAUGUAUCAUACAAAUUAUUUACCAUUGGACAACUUACAGAACAAAAUGAAUUAAUGAAAAAUAUUACCAGAGAAUACAAAAUAUUAGUUCGAACAAAAACACAUGGAUUUGAGAUUUUACGAAAUAAAAUAGAAAGAUUGUUAUUAUUAACACCAAAAUUAGAGCAUCAAGUUGAUUUUGGUGCUGAAGCUGUAACAUUAGAAGAAGCAUUGAAACAAUGGAUAUCUUUAAUUUUUAGACCUAAUACAUCGCUUGCACGAGUUCGAAUAUCUGCAAAAACAUCGGAAAUAUUGCAAAUAGAAUAUCGCACAGCAAUGUCUAUAAAUAACGAAAUCAAGAGACUUUUUAAUAUAAAAGUCGAAGAUUCUUUAGUAAUUUUACAUAAUGUUAUUCAAUCUCUUACAAAUUUAUCUUCAGGACAUUAUAUUAUGAGACAUACAGUAAGAAAUGGAGCAUUCGCUACUGUUUUUAAAGUAGCAGAAAAUCCAGGGAAAAAUAUUCUUGAUAUGCAUACAAUUUAUGGUGAACAAUUUCAUACUUUAUCUAAUUCUCCUUGGAUUCCAUUGGAUAAAACCAUACCAACUCCAAUGCUUAAAUGUUUCGAAAGAAUGCCAGCUAUGUUUUAUCCAUUAAUUAAUACAUUUCGUAAUAAUAAAAAAUGUAAUACAUCUAAAGCAGGAUCUGUUCGUAGAAGUUUGAGAAAUAAGAAAAAAAAAUAAUUAAUAAAAAAAUAAUAAAUAAAAUAAAUAAUAAUAAAAAGAAUUAAUUAAAUAAUUUGUUUUUAAAAAGAUACUAUGAUUUUCUAUCAUCAUUUUAACAUACGAAUAGAAAAAAUAUUGAUGAUAUGUAUAUAUGUAUAAAAUAUCACACUUGUAAUAUUUGUAAUUUUA